AUGAAGACAUCUAUCUCCUCAGAUGUCUGGGAGAAGAAGAAAGGGUUGAUUGCCAAGUUAUAUAUGGAAGAAGAAUGGCCAUUAAAGCAGGUCAUCAAGCAAAUCCGAUCAGACGAUUUUAAUCCAAGCGAGACACAAUUGCGCAGUCGAUUGAAGAAAUGGAGGGUUACAAAGCCUUCACGUCAAACUCGCAAGAAACCCCAGGGUACAGAUGAUGGGGAUUCAGACAAGGAUGUUAAGGGAUCGUCAACUUCCCCUCGCAACAACCGACCACCUCCCAUGAAAAGGAAUACAUCUACAACUUCGCCUCAUUGGACGGGCGCAUAUCACUCCGCCUAUGUCCCCUCCGACAUUCACACAGCAGACCACCAGCAAAUGAAAUGGAACACUUCUUUAGAUCAACAGGUAUCUCCCACCCCAUCGGGCGAACAUGGUCUCGAUGCAGAGAGGCCCUCCCUCCACAACUACAACCCGAGCCCAACUACUUCUUCCUUCGAGCAAUCUGCUCAAGCAUCUCCUAUUAAUGACGGUCUGGUGGUCAACACCUCAUCAGAACUCACGCCCACAUACGCUGGAUAUCCACUUUCGCCUACUUCAUGUAUUCCUAGCCCUGGAUCAACCGCCGCAAUGCCAUGGCCCGCCCGCUCUGUUUCUGUUGAUCUCGGUCUGAACUCCAGCUUAUACCCGACACAAUGGUAUCCCAUGCCUUUUGAGCCCAUCACCCCGCCAUCAGGUGUGCCUCAUUCUGCUUCUAUGGUUCCUCCCCCUGGAUAUCGCGACCACAUGCCUAUGGUGGUCCCAUCAAACCCGAAUGUUUAUCCUCAUGAAUAUGGUUCGUUCCCUGGCGACGGCAUAGAAUAUCAUCAUGGUUACGAUCCAAAGCAUUGGAAGCGUACCAUGUCUCUUCAAUACGACUUUACUGGUCACCCAUCCGCACGGCUGGACCAGGCGGAUCGCAAACAUAUGCCUGUUCAUGGCCACCCUCCUUCAGGCAUGAUCUCAAUGCCAACAAGUCAACCGGGACCACACAAUGGAAUGUGCGCACCCAUUGUUCCUUACUUAGGUCAAAACCCAAUGGUACAUAAGCAACACCGCGGGGUUGGAUACUAA
This is a messenger RNA of Penicillium angulare, 1110 nucleotides long. Its product is annotated as Clr5 domain-containing protein. The record is from RefSeq and is a predicted model, not a curated record. NCBI's taxonomy places the organism in Eukaryota, Fungi, Ascomycota, Eurotiomycetes, Eurotiales, Aspergillaceae. The transcript is spliced from 2 exons. The coding region runs from base 1 to 1110 and encodes 369 amino acids.